Parnassius mnemosyne (clouded apollo) is the source of this 1653-nucleotide messenger RNA. Lineage: Eukaryota; Metazoa; Arthropoda; Insecta; Lepidoptera; Papilionidae. The record is from the annotation of a GenBank genome assembly.
AUGUCGAGAUAUCUAUUUUAUUUUAUUUUUUUGUAUUAUUUGAUACAAAAUGUUGUUGGAUACAGUCAGUUAUGUGAUAAUAAAACGCGGAGUUGCACAACUCAGAUUUUGGGCCAUGACUACACAGAAGACACAUGCCAAAUGGAAUACUUCCCAUCUAACAGUGCAGCUUGCAAGGGAAUGAGCUUUGCACCAAUAGCUCCAAAUGCUCACAUUGGUGGUGUAAGCUUGAGGCCAUAUGUAUUACCAUUUGAGCAUGUUUCAUAUGGAACAGUCUACACAGUGAACCAUACCGUGCUCAACAUUACUUUCAGCAACAUUAAAUGGAAAACUAUGAAAUUUCGCUUCCAAUUCUCAAAGCACAAAAGUGUGGAAAACCAUUGCAGGAACAUUGUAAUAUCAAACAAUGUCACUAUAAACGAUCAGUCCAUGUUCUACUAUGACUGUUACUGGCCUGUUGCCGACGGGAAUCCCAAUGGCCAAAGCCACAUCCUGGACUUUGAAGCAACAGAUGAUACUGUAGUUAAUCGUGGACAAUAUUAUUUCAAUAUUCCUACUGCCCAGAUGCUAAGUCCGACUGCAACAGUAUAUGAGUGGAAGCCAUUUGUAUAUAUAGAAAUUCUAACUGAUAAAAUGAAGCUCCACGUUGUACCACCUCCCCCUCAUUUGAAAAUUACUGCAUAUCAGAUAGCAGUGCUAAGAGAAUGCGAUAAAGAAACACUCUGUAUAUUGGAUGAAACUGUCGCCAAUACCACUAUACAACUGAAGAAUAAUACUCAAGAAGUGAUGUACGAGACCAGCAUGUUAAGGAAAUCUGGGUCUUAUUAUUAUGUAGUUACAGUCUUUCAUAAUGCAUGUAACAGUGAUGCUGGGAAGUGUCAGUAUGUGGAGAGUCCAAGGAUUAGGAUCAGCAAUGAAGUCCAAACACUGAAUAUCUGCAUAGCAAGCAUUACAGCUUUGAUUGUGGCAACCCUCUUCGCUUACUACAUUGCUCUAAGAGUCAUACGUCGAUACUGUUGCAGGGACUACAGUCUUGCACCUGGAAAAGAGAUUCCAGCUCCACCGAAAGUAUUAGUGAUAUAUUCACCGGCGAAUCGACUGCACGCAGAGUGCGUGGCCUCCUUCGUUACAUAUCUUCGCUCCGAAUACGGCUUCGAAAUCAUGUACGACGGCGAUAUAUCGAACACUUCUCAUGCGGAUCCAUUCAUAUGGGCUGAUGAAGCGUUCCGUCUAGCUUCGCACAUUAUAUAUAUAGUCGGCCCCGCUGAAGAAACAAAUUUGUACAACAGUAUUUAUGACAAACCUAUCAUAUCAGCACACAGAAAUGUUGACAUCCUUUUACUCUCAAUGAUAAAGGCCCAUCGCACCUCAAGAUGCCAUAAGGACAUCAUAAAUGUUUUCUUUGAACACUCCGAUGGACAGAUACCACUUGAGACGAGGCACGACCGAGUAUUUUUCUUGUUAAAGGACUGGCAGAAACUAAUCUCAUACUUAUCAAGGAAUUUGUUGCCAAAGAAACAGAUAAUGAGGACGGAAAAGGGAAAAUGUUUUAUUGAUGACUUAACGAGGGCCAAGAAAUUGUUGAGUACGAAAAGGGAUGAUGUGGUGAUUAAAUGUGAGAAGAAUUGGAAUGAGAAGAAAGUUUUGUUGUAA